AUGGCAUCUUUAUUAACCGCGAAGAAUGUUGGGUCAGCUUUUUUGAAGGGAUCGACGCAAAAGCUGACGCAAAAGCGAACGAAUCAAAAACAAAGCAGAAAGACGAACACCUCUUCGGUGGUGGUGCGAGCGGAAGUGAAGGAGAUUUUCAUGCCCGCGCUCUCGUCGACGAUGACGGAAGGGAAGAUCGUCUCGUGGGUGAAAGAGGAAGGGGAUGCGAUUUCCAAAGGCGAAGCCGUGGUGGUGGUGGAAUCAGAUAAAGCGGAUAUGGACGUGGAAUCGUUUUACGAUGGGUUUUUGGCGCACAUUUGCGUGGAAGAUGGGGAGAUGGCGACGGUAGGGGCUCCAAUUGCGUACGUGGCGGAAACAGAGGCGGAGAUUCCGGAGGCGCAGGCGAAGGCGGCGGCGGCGUCUGGCGGCGCGGCGCCGGCGCCGGCCGCUGCGCCGGCGGAAGCGGCGCCUGCUCCCGCCCCUGCUCCGGCAGCGGCGGCACCGGCAGCUGCGGCACCGGCGCCGGCUGCGGCGGCACCAGCACCGGCACCAGUUGUGAACACUGGACGAAUCGUUGCCACGCCAUACGCGAAGAAGCUCGCGAAGAAGUCGAAAAUUAAGCUCGAAACAAUCAAGGGUACUGGAUUGAACGGUAGAAUCACCGGCGAGGACGUCGAGAAGGCGGCUGGCAUCGCGCCGGCGGCGAAGCCUGCUGCCGCGGCGGCAGCGGCUCCAGCUGCUGCGGCGCCGUCUGCCAAGCCGGCACCGGCGCCGUUACCGGCCCCGGCGGGUACUGCGACCCCGUUACCGCCGAUGCAAAAAGCCGUGGCGAAGAACAUGCUCCCGUCGUUAUCGGUUCCGGUGUCUCGCGUGGCCAUGCCAAUCUGCACGGAUAAAUUAGACCAGCUCUACCAAAAAUUGAAACCAAAAGGCGUGACGAUGACGGCGCUGUUGUCCAAAGCCAUGGGUAACGCGUUAGCGAAGCACCCGAUUAUGUUUGCUUCUUACCACGAUGAGUCCCAAUCCAUCGUGUACAACGACGAGGUCAACAUUGCCUGCGCGGUUGCUUUAGACGGUGGUUUGAUCACGCCGGUGUUGCGAAAUGUUGCCAACACGGACGUGUACGAAGUUGGGCGCCAGUGGAAGGAGUUGGUUGGCAAGGCCAAGUCUGGGAAGUUGGGGCCGGCGGAUUACGCCGGCGGUAACUUUACCAUCAGUAACAUGGGUAUGUUUGGCGUUUCCGCGUUUGACGCCAUCUUGCCGCCGGGGCAAGGUGCGAUCAUCGCGAUCGGUGCGGGUAUUAAGACUGUUGUUCCGAUCGAUGGUAUGAUUGGGGUGAAGACGAUGAUGACUGUGAACGUCACCGCGGAUCACAGACACAUCAAUGGGGACGUCGCGGCUGGGUUCUUGAAGACUUUGAAGGAAGUCAUCGAAAACCCAGACGAUUUGACCUUCUAA
This is a messenger RNA of Bathycoccus prasinos, 1449 nucleotides long. RefSeq names its product branched-chain alpha-keto acid dehydrogenase subunit E2. Gene Ontology annotation, biological process: pyruvate decarboxylation to acetyl-CoA. NCBI's taxonomy places the organism in Eukaryota, Viridiplantae, Chlorophyta, Mamiellophyceae, Mamiellales, Bathycoccaceae. Bases 1 to 1449 code for a protein of 482 amino acids. Gene Ontology annotation, molecular function: dihydrolipoyllysine-residue acetyltransferase activity. The transcript has a single exon. Gene Ontology annotation, cellular component: pyruvate dehydrogenase complex. The record is from RefSeq and is a predicted model, not a curated record.